ACAGAUGACGACGACAGACUUCCAUGUUCAACCAACACAGAAGAGGUGAUUGAGCAAAAACCCACCUGGGAAAUCGAAUGUUGUGGGAAAUGGAGGGAAGAGAGCUUAGAGGAACAAGAGGGAUGGAUGAGAAUUCAAUACCUAAAAAGCGAAUUUCGGGGGCAAGUUGACGGAGUGAUGAUGAUCGGCUGCUGUACAAUGGAAGAGGAGGAGAAGGAAAGAGACUCUCUACAAGCGAAGCAGCGAGGGAACUGUAAAAGCCGAAUUAUGUUUGGUGAUCUGGUUUUUCAGUGUGGUGGCGGAGAAGAAAGAAAUGGGAAUGGUGAAUGGGGUAGAGCCAGAUUGGAACACGGAGGAGAGAUCAUUGUUGGGAAAGGGAAAGCAUGCAGGGAUUGAGAAAGGAGAGAAAAGGGAUCAUUAGCAGAAGAAAUUCCAGCCAAAAAUAAAUUUUGAAGGGAAAUGGGAAUGCUGGACUCCCUCUACUUUUUUGACUCAUUCUUGCUUUUUCUUUUUUAUUGCUUUUAUGUUUAUUAAUAAUAAAUAAA
Linum tenue is the source of this 545-nucleotide messenger RNA. Lineage: Eukaryota; Viridiplantae; Streptophyta; Magnoliopsida; Malpighiales; Linaceae. The record is from the annotation of a GenBank genome assembly.